Adineta steineri is the source of this 753-nucleotide messenger RNA. The record is from the annotation of a GenBank genome assembly. NCBI's taxonomy places the organism in Eukaryota, Metazoa, Rotifera, Eurotatoria, Adinetida, Adinetidae.
AUGCGUGUAGUUGCUUUAAUCAGUGGUGGUAAAGAUAGUACAUAUAAUAUGAUUGAAUGUGUUCGACAUGGCCAUGAAAUUGUUGCAUUAGCUAAUUUACAUCCAAAAAAAGAUAUUGAUGAACUCGAUAGUUAUAUGUAUCAAAGCGUUGGACAUGAAAUAAUCGAUUUAAUCGCUAAAGCUAUGGAAUUACCACUUUAUCGAACUGAAAUUAAAGGUGAUGCUCAAACAACUGAAAAAGAAUAUAAUCAUCCAGUUCAGGGUGAUGAAAAUAAACAUGCAAUUGAUGCUGUUUCUGUUGGUGCUAUUUUUUCUGAAUAUCAAAAUAAUCGUGUUGCAAAUGUUUGUCAACGAUUAGAUCUUAAAGUUUUAGCUUAUUUAUGGCAACGUAAUCAACAGGAACUACUCAAUGAAAUGAUUGAUUCAAAUAUUCAUGCUAUUUUAAUAAAAACAGCUGCUUUAGGUUUAUUUCCAAAAGAACAUCUUGGAAAAACUCUUGUUGAAAUGCGUCCAAUAUUGAUUAAAUUGGAAGGAAAAUAUGGUAUAAAUGUUUGUGGUGAAGGUGGAGAAUUUGAAACAUUGACACUAGAUUGUUCUCUGUUCAAACAUCAACGAAUUGUUCUUGAUGAAGUGAAAAUAAUUGCAACAUCAUCUGAUCCAAUAGCUCCAGUUGGUUAUUUAAAAAUAGAAAAAGCUCAUCUAGAGUUAAAACAAUCUUCAUGUAUGUAUUCUACUUUACUUCAUUUUCAUUAA